Messenger RNA from Pocillopora meandrina, 10852 nucleotides. The record is from the annotation of a GenBank genome assembly. NCBI's taxonomy places the organism in Eukaryota, Metazoa, Cnidaria, Anthozoa, Scleractinia, Pocilloporidae.
GUUGAGUGCGUUUGGGGUUUAUUUAUGCGUGUUAUGUGAUAUGAGCAGUAAAGUGUCACACGAUGAUUGUUGACUUAAUUAUUCAACGGUAUUCAAAUAUUCGAAGAGAGUGUGACUGCCAUGUCUUCGGUUAAUUCUCAAGAACCUUUAAUCUCCGUAUGUGCAGAGCACUUUGCCAUUUUCAUCUGUUCUUUACCGCUUUUUUCAACUGCAUUGUGUGUGCUGAUUGCUGUGGUUUGGCAUUUUGAUGAAACUACAAGGACCCACUGCAAGGUAGGCUGAAUUGUGUUUAAUUCAAUAAUUUAUGAAUUUGAGCAAAGUUCGCUUGCUUCUUUCUUCUCUUUUAUUCUAAAGCAAUUUUUGACGUUUUCUUGGCAGCUUUUUUAUUAUUUUGUUCGUUAUUACUAGCUGUUCUCUCGAUAGCCAUAGUCAUGAAACAAAGCUUAAAGACACUCUCGCCCGAAACAACUUAAAAAGUGUCACGCUGAUAUCUGCUCAUAAAGCAAGAUUCUGAAUGAAAACGCUUGACAUUAAAAAAUAAAGGGAAGUCAUCUAUAAAAACCGCUAAGACAAGCGGUGAAAAGGUCUUCUGAAACGAUGUUGAAGGCUGUUAGAGGAAAGUGUUCGAUCUAUUUUUAUAACAAGCUGAAUUACACGGGAAUUUAAUAUUUUGUCUGGUUCUUUGUUAUGAUCUAUGAGAGGAUGGACGCUAAGAUGACGCCACCAUGAACACAUUUUUCGCUUCUUACAUGAAACAAAUAGAUUUCCAUGUUGUGGGUCCGUUCACUGAUAGAUCACUGAAUCGAAUAUGUUUUUGUUACCACAUUUUAACGUCAUCUGAGAUCAAUUUCUGAACAGAAGCACUCUAACACGGGUUCUGGAAUAUAUUUAAUGACAUUCAGGCCCAGUCAAACGCACGAAACAUUUCAACGCACUACCUUGCAACAUUUUGAGAUCGUUUUGUGAGAUGUUGGGAAGGAGAUGGCUUGUAAAAUGUCGAAUAGAGCACCGUGCCUAAAAGAGCACGAUGCAUAAAUUAUGACUGAUUAUGCAGUUGGAGCCAUUUAUUUGUCACGCAGGAUACGGCCUCAUCGAAUUGCUCUCGCUGUUAACGCUGUCCUUUCGUUGACAUACUUCGUUUGGUGCUGAAUUCUUUUCUAAUCUUUAGGUUACUCUUUUUACAAAAGUCAAAACAGCCUACAAGAAGCUUACAUCUGUGAAUGUAACAUUGCGUAAAUUGAGUCCUACGGAUCUUGUGAAAUGCCGAAUCGAGCAGCAUGGCGAAAAGAGCAAGACGCAUAAAUUAUGACUGAUUUGGCAAACAGAACCAUGUGGUUAAUCAAGAGUUGUCACGCAGGCUACGGCUUUGUAAAACUGUGUAAGCCUUUUGUUUCAGUUUUCAUUAGGUGUGACUUUUGACCAAAAUAUAGGCUGCAGUAGGACUAUCAAAGCACCCAGUGACUGCGUUCGAUAAUCGAAUAGAAAUCCGCCUCGCUAAGUUGCAAUUGGGUCAUUUUUGUUCCCCUUCCACCAAUUUUGAAGAAAUAAUUCAUCUCUUUAGUUGACUGUAACUUCCUACUAUCAUUUCUAAAAUAUGAUCGGUUUCGGCAAAACAAUAUUUUCGAAUUCUUUAAUCAUCUCAGUGACGGUAGAGCUUUAAGAAUGCCAGGUUGUGAAAGUGGUAGGAAUAAAGGGAAGAUAAAUUGAAUGCGUGAUACCUAUCACUAAGCUACUACGACGUUAUCACACAGCAAUAAUUGUGUGUGAUUACAAACAGAAGUUACGAAAACCCUGUUUUGGUUAAAACGAUCUGCGAUUGCCGAUUAUCAAAAGCGCUUAUGAAAAUAUCUACAUACAUUUUCAAUUACGAGACAGAACCAUUCGUAACUUGGUGCUUAAGUUGCAGAAAUCUUCGCUACAUCCCUAUAUAAAGAUAUAAAUGCUUUGCACGAAUAAAAUAAGAGACGAUCAUAAGUGCUCAACCAUUUCAACUUUAACCUCAAAACAUGUAACGUCAUGUCAAACAAGCCAAGCUUCAUAAUUCGCAGCUGUCAGAUAAGCAGACGAACAAUGUUAAGAGUAAAUGUCAGUAAAAAUCAAGGAAAAUUCAAAAAACGUGGCCACGGUCAAAAAAUCGAUUGCGCUCAUACUUUGUCAGUUUGAAGGCCUAGGUAAGUAACUGAAGGAUAUGAGGUUAGUUUUUUGAAAUAUUCCAUAUAACGGCAGAAAACCACGAAAAACGGUCACCCUACCGGAAGCUCGGAUUUCACCUGGCGGAAACUCGAAAUUUUACACUUUUCAGCUUCUCGCUACACAGACGUUUACAUAGCUGUGAAUCUUUCUUAAGUAUAAUUGAAUACAUUGAUUCUUCCUUAGUCAAACCAUGGGAAUUAUUUUUAUCUCUGCUUAUUUGUGAGCGAACUGAGACCCGAUUAAGAAGACACACUUUUCUCAUUUACGCGAAGGUGUAAAAUAAUCCAAACUCAGCGACGAAAAAAGCUGACCGGUAGUUCUUCAAAUCCUCUGAUAUUAUAACCAAAGACAGCUCAGUCAUUGAUUUUUAGGUCUACGGUUUUAAAUCUUUAGGAUCUAGUAGCACUUUUGCACGAACGCCGAUCAAAAUUCGAUAAAAUUCCAAUUGAGCGCCUUUGAAAUCUACAACUCUACAUAACAAAGCACUAUUGAAUAAAUUAACUCCUCGGCCAAAGUUUGUACAUAAAACAUAAGGGUUUUGCUUUUUUAGCGGUUUGAAGCGUUUUAAAAAUAUAUAUUAAUGUUAAAUAUUGUCUACACAGGUAAAACAAACUAUGAAACACCAAAAUUACCACGAGCUGAAAUUAAAUCUCACAGGCUCGCUCCCUAAUCUGCGUCACACACGAGCGACUUAGCUACAAUUAGUACAGUAACAAACAGAUAUUUACAUCCGUUGAUUUUAAAUAAGUCGUAUUUUUAAAAUGUCUUACUCAAAGAUGUGCCAGGUUUCCCAGUUAACUUGCUGAAAAAAAAAGAAAACCUUAAUGGUAAUUCUAGCUCAAUAAUAAUUGAUUUUAUUUAGUAUGAGAAGUUUUGUGCCGUCGAAAACCAAUCGGAAGUAACUGUUUCCACGAAAAGCAAAUAUUGCAUCGUUCUCUAAAUAAACAAAUCUACUUAAUCAUAUAACCAGAGUAUGUUGUUGGCGAAGUUAAUAGACAUACAUAACAACGACGUCUUGCUCGUUCUUGAAUAUUGUCGGUGGGAUUUGCGGCGCAGACGAACGCACUUGCUAAGUAACUUCCAAUGGCUAAUUUCUACCCUUACUCAGCUUUCGUCACACUGCUCACGCUGUGUAACAAGGAUAUAAAACAUCGCACGAAGUCCUAAAAAACUCUCCGAACUUGAGCCAGAAUUGAUUUUAGCAAGAUUGCGUGUUUUUAAAAGCCAACGAGUUUAUUGGAGAUGACUACCCGUACCGUCUCAUCGUGUCACUUAGGCAUAACCUGACACGAUGUCGAUAGUUUGGACUCCUGAUGGCCGAGAGCACUCGGAUUUCUUUUUUUCGAGUACGCCUGUGUCACUUACUGAAUAAUACAUCAUUCUCAUUUAUUCACCAGGCUUAAAAAUAUUCCAUCACAUUUAUUCCAUUGCGCGUAUGCCACACAUGACAUUCCAAUCCUAGCAGUAUGCAGGAUGUUUGUCCCAUGAAGCACUCGGAUUUUUUUUUCCGAUUAUGCCUGUGUCACUUACUGAGAAAUACAUCAUGUUCAAAAGUAUUAAUUUUUGCACCAUACAGGAAGUUGUUUCGGGUCACUCAGCAAGAGCUGUGAAAAGUAGCCGCACUGGAAUAGGAAUAUAUUUUUUCCAAUCCAUGAAGAUAUUUGACCUUUCAAAAUAGCUCGUCCCUAUGGGCUCAGGUAAAUAACAACUAAAAAAUGUACCACCAAGCAGGAACUGUCUCCAAUGAGUUUUGUAUCCUCUUCAUUCUGUUGUCCAAUGCGACUAUUAAAAACACUAUGAGUUUUACGACUUGCAUGUUUUAUUGAUUGCGCUUGUCAAACAACACUACAGUCUGUCAUUGAUAGAGAAAAUAAAGUUUAAUUUAGACAAUAUUCGAUGAAAAAUACUAAGAAUUUUCCAAAGAGGGCACCGAAGAAUAAAUGAUGUGCACUGUCAUUUUUACGACAUUUAAAAAGGAGGGAGGGGGGUGGGGAAAGGAUUUAACAACCAUACUACUCUCUCUCCCCAACCACCCACAAAGUGCACAGUUUGCACAGUAUACUAGUGGAAACGUCACACCAACAUUUAUAUGUUUACGUUUAAUAGCACAAUUACGGUCGUUGCAUCACUCCAAUAUGGCCAUAAUAAAUAAUUCAUUGGAGACAGUUUCUGUUUGGUAGAACAUCAAGUAGUUGGUUGCUUACCUGAGCCCACAGGGACGAGCUGUUUUGAAAGCUCAAAUAUCUUCAUGGAUUGGAAUAAAUUUAUUCCUUUUUCCAGUGCGGGUGCCUUCCUCAGCUCCUUGCAGUGACCAGAAACAACUUCCGGGAUGGUGCAAAGAUUACCCGUCCUUCGCCAACCUAAACCUAACUUGGCACGAUGAACCGGACAGAUAGUCAUAUCCGAUAAAUUCGCCGGCUUUUGAAAACAUCCACAUCUCGCCAAAAUUAAUUCUACCUCCGUUUCAAUUCCGGAAAAUUUCAACGACUUUUUGUGAAUUUUGAUAUCCCUGUUACACCGCGUGAGAGGCGUGACGGAAGUUGAAGAACUUGUGCGUUCGUCUGCGCCGCAAAUCCCACCAACAAUAUUCAAGAACGAGCAAGACAUCGCUGUUCUAUGAAGUUCCCCGACAAUAAACUCUGGUUUUAGAUGCAAUGUUUCACAGAUAAAGAUAAUUCGAUUUAUUUAUUUAAAGAACGAUGCAAUUUUCGUGAGAACAGGUACUUCUGAUUGGCUAUCGACGGCAUAAAGCUUCUUAUUCUUAAUAAAAUCAAUUCUUAUCGUUUCAGUUUGAAUUGCUAUUAUGAUAUUUUCUUUUAUUUUUACUUCAGCAAGUUAACUGGGGAACCUGGCACAUCGUCGAGUAAGACAUUUUAAAAAUACGACUUAUUGUAAAUUAACAGAUGUAAAUAUCUGUUUGUUACUGUACUAAUUGUAGCGAAGUCGCUCGUGCGUGACACAGAUUAGGGAGCGAGCCUGUGAGAUUUAAUUUCAGCUCGUGGUAAUUUUGGUGUUUCAUAGUUUGUUUUACCUGUGUAGACAAUAUUUAACAUCAAUAUAUAUUUUUAAAAGGUUCAAACCGCUAAGAAAGUAAAACCCUCAUGUUUUAUGUACAAACUUUGGCCGAGGAGUUAAUUUAUUCAAUAGUGCAUUGUUAUGUAGAGUUGUAGAUUUCAAAGGCGCUCAAUUGGAAUUUUAUCGAAUUUUGAUCGGCGUUCAUGCAAAAGUGCUACUAGAUCCUAAAGAUUUAAAACCGUAGACCUAAAAAUCAAUGACUGAGCUGUCUUUUGGUUAUAAUAUCAGAGGAUUUGAAGAACUACCGGUCAGCUUUUUUUCGUCGCUGAGUUUGGAUUAUUUUACACCUUCGCGUAAAUGAGAAAAGUGUGUCUUCUUAAUCGGGUCUCAGUUCGCUCACAAAUAAGCAGAGAUAAAAAUAAUUCCCAUGGUUUGACUAAGGAAGAAUCAAUGUAUUCAAUUAUACUUAAGAAAGAUUCACAGCUAUGUAAACGUCUGUGUAGCGAGAAGCUGAAAAGUGUAAAAUUUCGAGUUUCCGCCAGGUGAAAUCCGAGCUUCCGGUAGGGUGACCGUUUUUCGUGGUUUUCUGCCGUUAUAUGGAAUAUUUCAAAAAACUAACCUCAUAUCCUUCAGUUACUUACCUAGGCCUUCAAACUGACAAAGUAUGAGCGAAAUCGAUUUUUUGACCGUGGCCACGAUUUCUUUAAUUUUUACUGACAAUCACUCUUAAAUCUCUCCAUUUGGGUUUUUUCUUGUACCCAAUGUCACGCGACCACUUUUCCAUAUUUGGAUUUGUACAUGAGGUUAAAGUUUUGGCAGAUUAUUUAAACCGCCAUCUUGAUCUUAUCUCACUAAUCUUGUCUUUUUCUCUGGGCCAUGGGCUAAUACAUUGCAAAAAACUCAAACAUUAUUCAGUGCGAGACUGGAAUUCAUUCUUCUCAGAGAGAGAGUUUUGAAUAGGAAAGAAAAUCCACAAAUCUCGUGUCUGUAUCGAGUCUGAACAGCGUGUGAGACUUGAGGUCAAUCUUAAUAGCUCUCGCCCAAUAGAGUGCGCGACUAGAGGCAAUUUUACUUGACGUGUUUGUUUUCUAUGCUCGUCAAAUGGAGUACAGAACUCGAGGAAAUCUUGCUGGACACGUGCGUUUUCUGUGCUGUUACUCUACGUAAUAACUGUAAUUUGUUAUCGCUUGUCAGCUUGUGUUUCUUACGGUGGCCAUUUUACCGGAUCAACUCAGUUGAUCCAACCAAAUUUCGACAAAUUACUUGUUACAUACAUUACCCCGCUAACACAGCGUAACAGAGUGAUAUGGUUUCCUCUCAUCCUUACUACAACAUUUUAAGCCGUUAAUUAAAGGCAUAAUUUUAUACAUACAUACAAACAUACAAACAUACAUACGUAACUAACGGCGUAAUUUGCAUUCACUCUUACACAUAGUGUCGCAUUUUAAGCCGUUUAGUAAGACUACUAACAGCGUGAUUUGCUUUCACUGUUAAAACAACUGUCAAAGUUUAAGCCGUUAACGAAUGGCGUAAUUUGGUUCUGUGUUUAGUAAGUCCAUUGUAGACCACGAUAAUCACUUAUUGCACCGUCGUGUAAUUACCGUGCGGAAUCAGUUUGUUGAUUAUAUCGUAAGCUGAAUCAUGGACGCCUUUCAAGAAGUUCUAGAUAAUAUUUUUCCCCCUAAAGAAGUUACGUCAAACCAAUAGCCAACGAAAUAUCUCAUUUAUAAGGCAUUCACUACUCCAUAAUCUUCAACAACUCCAUUUUUUUGUAGCAAGAAGGACCAAGGCAAAACGAGGGCCGGUUGUUCUUAAUUAAAAGCGAUGAAUUGCCUUUACACGACAUAAUUCUCUGAUAUGAAGUCUAAAUUUAAUUUCGUGCCAAAUUGACUCACUGCCAAAUUACGUCAAUAAAUAAAAUGUUAACUUAUGUAUCAUAAUGAAAGAAAGCACUUUGUAGAAUGGUGCUGUUUGUAUGUGAUCCAACCACUUAACGUGAGACAAAAAUGUCGAUCAUUUGAAUUUCCACAUCCAGGCUUGUCUGAGUUUUACUUUCCAGAUUUAGCACAAUCCUUUAACAUCAGAGAUGCAGUUUGAAGCCAUUCAAACUCUUUUAACCACUACAUCCAAAAUGUUAUUUUGUUUGUUCAACGUUUUGGAUUCCCUUUUUUACAGUUCAUUUCCGUAAUAUUUAUUAGUUGUAGACACUUGCGAUUUUCAAUUGAUCAAAUGAGCACAAUGCAACAAAAUGACAGGAGCUCAGUCAAGUUUUCUGGUUGUGUGAUAGUCUUUACCAGUCUCCUCUGGCUGGCAUCUUACUUCAUUUUGUUCUUGUGUUUUAUGUCACCCAAACAGCAACAAGAUGAGACUUGUUGGCCCAGAUCUCGUGUAAACAACCGGCCCUGUAUAAUGAAAUUUCUUGUAAUUUAAAUAAAGUAUUGUGCUCUGAACUGUCUCAAAUUUGAAUGGCUACUUCUUUUUAUUUCCUUAUAGGUACCAAACUUUUUACCUUCAAUAAGUGCCGCUAUUGGAGGGAACAUGCCUGAGAGGUUUAUAUGGAGAGUUGGAAUAGCUUUGCACUGUCUACCACGAAUUCUUAUCAUGCCUUAUUCACUUCAUAAACAUUACAAAAAUACUCAGUUGGGCAGGAAAUACAGCUCUACAACUUGGUGGUUUAGUUUGCUCAAUUUCGUAAAUGGUGCUUUGCAUCUAGUGGAAAAUGGAGCUCUCUUAACUUUAACCUACAUUUCUUCAACUGAUAAUUUUGGUGAGUAAUUGAAUUGAUAAAGUGUUUUAUUUUUAUCACAUUUUUUCUUUAUGACAUUUCAUGUGUUUGUAUUGUUCUCAUCAUGGUAUGGGCGCAAUUCUUUUAAAAUUCUUGAAUUAAAAAUUUUUUUAAGUAUCGUAUUUUGAAUUACUGAGAUUGUUAGGAAGACUUGGGCUAUCAUGACAGAUCAAAGUUAUGGUUGCACCUUAGGCCUCAAUCUCCCUUUGAUUUUUUGUUCACUUUUAAAAGUCUUCUGGACACUUGAUGUCCAUUUAAGUUUUAUUUACCAUUAGUUCUGGGUUAUGACUCAAAUAAUAAUAAUUAAGAGUUCUUUUUCAGAAAUCAGAAUCAUAGAGUUAAGAAAAAAAGUCUGAAAAUUGUAGUUGGGCACUUUUAGAAUAAUUUUUCAAAUUUAACAUGGUGUCAAGUAUUGCUGUUUCUGAUUCUACAACUAUAUGCUGGCUCUUAAUUCAAUUAUAUUUGUGUCACAAUUUUCACCUCACUUACUUUCUAUUUCUCCAGAUGUCCAUGAAGGGUCAUUUAUUGUUUUUAUGGCAUCUGCAAUAUUAUUUAUGCUUUUGACUUGUAUUUUAUUCCGGUUGACUGCGACACAACCAAUGACUGAUGAGGUACAUAGUUACAUUCAUUCAAACAAUAAAUUGUUGUUCACAAUGAUGCAAUGGUUACCAUUUCAUUUUUUGAUACUCAAUCGUUUUAAAUUCUCUAUGACAUGCUAAAGUACAGUCAUGAGUUAGUCAGUAUACUGAAACAAGGUUGCUUAGUGAUAGUAACAAAUUUCAAAUAGGAAACUUAAACACACCUGUUUUUGAGACAUGGGUGGAAACGAGACGCAGAAUAAAACGGCUAAUGUCUCACUCACAUUAAUAUCGCCUGUCUGUUAGGAAGCCCUUGUUUCAGCAUCUUACACUAAAUGCUAGAGACAAAAGAUCUGUGAACUAAGCCCUUAACAUGCAUAACAGAAACUUGGUAACGAUGAACGUAAGAAUUGCAAAAAAGCAUUCGGCGACACUCCCUCUGCAUUCACGCAUGUACCCUCUUACCUGCACAUGUACCCUCUUACCUGCUCUCCAGGCCAUAGUAAGCAUUGCAGAGAACUCUUGACUUCUGCUUGCCAUCCACGUAACAAAGUUAGUGAGAAAGAGAAGGGUCAGUUCCUCCUUUCACAGCUACAAAUAUGUACAUGUAUGUGAAGGUUCUUUAUAAGUGUCUGCUUAUACGUGAGAAAAAUCAGCGAGGGACAAAAUGGUUGGUUAAAGAUUAAACUUAUAUUGAAAGUAUGAUGGAAAAAUAGUGUAGUAUAUUUAAAUCUAUGAUGUAAAUAAUUGCAAAUUAUCUUUCUGUCACAGGAAUACAAAUUAUUUAAAAGAAAAGUGGGUACUAUGUCCUUCAACUGUUGUUCUUUUGGUUUAGCUGUGUAUUUUUAUCUGAGGCACAACUGGUAUUGUGAACCCUACAGUAUCCUUUACAAAACGGUUUCAAUGAAAUGCAGUAGUUUAUAGUUGCGGAUACUCAGACAGUAAAAAGCAGUAUUGGUAGAAAACUUUGUAAACAAUACAACCCGAGAUUAAUUGUUAAAUUGUUUAUGGAGAAGGCUGAAAGCAACCUCGAUGGUGGAUAGAGUGUAUGGGACUUAUUAAGGACACACAGUUUUUGAGUUCAAGGCUUAAGGUAGAUAAGUUUGAUCUUUUCACGCUUCACUUGGGUAAUUGGGCUUACAAAAUAUACUUUGCCUCUCUGCUUUUAUUCUGUAAAUCGGGUAGAAAAUUACAUUUUAUUUAUUUUGGCGUUUUCAGUCUUUGUAAGAGGGAAAGAAUCGAGGUUACCUGUGAAGCUGGUACUUGUCUGAGCUUAUAGAGUGCUUUUCGAUGGGUUUAGGCCUUGAGCGACGCAUCAAAUGAGUGCUAAGCAUGCUGGACUUUAGAUCAGGAGGAAAGGGCUGAGCUCUGGCCUGAGCAUGGUACAGUGUUCUUGGGCGAGACACCUAACUUUCACGCCGCCGCUCUCCACCUCUCCACUUAAGAGUGUGAAACUGAUACUAGCAAACUUCCGUGGAAUGGGAUAAUCUGAAAAGGAUUGGCAUCCCAUUCAGGAGGAGUUUUAAUGACAUACUCCUAUUUAUAUACUUGGGAGACGUGGUGGCCUAGUGGUUAGUGCACAGGAUUCUGGGUUGAGAGGUUUAGGAUCGAGACCGGGCCCCCUGGUCAAUGUGUUGUGCUCUUCAGCAAAACACUUUAUUCUCACAGUGCCUUUCUCCACCCAGGAGUAUGAAUGGGUACUAGUGAACUGUCAGGGAAUCCUGAUAAAAUGCUGGGGAGUAACCUACAAUGGACAGGCAUCCCAUCCAGAUGGUGGUAGUAAGCUCCGACUAGAUGGGACACUUGGCUCAAGAACAAACUUUACCUAACUUACCUAUUUACCAUUAACGCCACCAAAACCAGGGAUGGGCAUCAACAUUUACUAGCCCACUAGGCCUCUAAGACUAACCCCUCCCUCUUUUCUUAAAUGGCUGUAUGGAUACUAUUAUUUAAAAGGAAUGUAAAUAAGUCACCUUAUUUGUUCAUGGAAAUUUCGUAACUUUUAUGAAACCAACCAGAAUAUCACAGAUAUCCGACAAGAGCAUAAAAUAAAGGCUGACUAAUUUAGCAAUAAAUAAUUAUAACAUAAAACCACUUUGUUGAGAAACAUCAACCUUUUCCUUAACAUGUGUUUCUCACUGCAGUGUAUACUCUGUUUGCACUGUCUGAAUACUUGACAGUUGUAUCUAACAUAGCUUUUCAUUGGCUUUGCACCUGGAUAUUCAGUGGAUGCAGUAUUUCAAUCUUGCACAAUGACAACCUUCAGGCAAAGAUGAGAUAA